Protobothrops mucrosquamatus (brown spotted pit viper) is the source of this 863-nucleotide messenger RNA. It is a transcript of the gene LYPD6B, whose product is annotated as LY6/PLAUR domain containing 6B. NCBI's taxonomy places the organism in Eukaryota, Metazoa, Chordata, Lepidosauria, Squamata, Viperidae. The coding region runs from base 33 to 542 and encodes 169 amino acids. Gene Ontology annotation, molecular function: acetylcholine receptor regulator activity. The record is from RefSeq and is a predicted model, not a curated record. The transcript is spliced from 4 exons.
GAGAGCAUUAAGCUCUAAGCUACAUUGACGGUAUGCCAUUACUCUGUCACACGCUGGCGGUAGCUUUUGUUCAGAUCCUCCUAGUUUCAGGCAACUGGAUUUUAGCCAAGAACAUCAACUUCUACAACGUGAGACUUCCAGUAGACCCUACUCCAUUUCCAAGCAGCUUCAAGUGCUUUACUUGUGACAAUGUUAUUGACAAUUACAAUUGUAACAGAUGGGCUGAAGAUAAAUGGUGUCCUCAGAACACUCGGUACUGUUUAACAACCCAUCACUUUACUAGUCACGGAAGGAGCCUCUCUGUCACAAAGAAAUGUGCUACCAGGGAAGAAUGCCAUUUUGUUGGCUGCCAUCACCACAGAGAAACUAGUCAUACAGAGUGCAUUUCCUGCUGCGAAGGGAUGAUCUGCAAUGUAGAUAUACCCACAAAUCACACAAAUGCUGUUUUUGUGGUACCGCAUGCCCGGAGGACAUCAGGAGGUAGCAGACAAACUAUUAGCAUCUUCUUGCUGGUCAUACUCCUCAUAGUUUUCAGGUCAUGACAUGACUCCCCUCAGGCAGAAGGAAUUUGUCGUCUGGAGUUACAUGAAGACAAUCUCUGAAGAAGAAGGAGUUCUAAGAGGCCUGUUGUAUGGAUAAAAGCACUGCUGGGUAUUUGAAGACUGCUGGCCAUAACUCUCAGAUAUUGAUGCCAAGAAAACCCAAGCACGAUGGCCAGAUAUUAUGUCAACUUGACUAGUUACCAGAAAUCUCAGACGUCUUUGUGUGGAGCUUAGAACAAUUUGUGCUUUGGCACAUUAUUGUAGCAAGUUAUUACUGUACAAUUUUGAAGUAUUAAAAUUCUUCCUCAGCUGAAAUAAUAU